Messenger RNA from Corylus avellana, 1314 nucleotides. Its product is annotated as G-type lectin S-receptor-like serine/threonine-protein kinase LECRK3. The record is from RefSeq and is a predicted model, not a curated record. Gene Ontology annotation, biological process: recognition of pollen; protein phosphorylation. Lineage: Eukaryota; Viridiplantae; Streptophyta; Magnoliopsida; Fagales; Betulaceae. Gene Ontology annotation, molecular function: protein serine/threonine kinase activity; ATP binding.
AUGGAUUUCGUCACUCUGUUUCUCAUUGUCUCUGCAUUUUUUACUGCUUCAGCUCAACAAAUUCAGUCUAAUGUGAGCCGAGGCUCUUCUCUAACACCCACCACAAACUCUACGUGGUUGUCACAUUCUGGUCUCUAUGCCUUUGGAUUUUACAAACAGGGCAAUGACUACGCUGUUGGGAUUUUUAUUGCCGGAAUUCCAGAGAAGACUGUUGUCUGGACUGCAAACCGUGAUGGCCUACCAGUCUCCAACAAUACUACCUUGCUUUUCGCAAGCGAUGGCAGGCUUGUCCUUCAAAUGGGACAAGAGCAGCUGGCUGUCGUAGCUGAAUCUUCUGGGUCUGCUUCGGCUUCCAUGCUAAACUCAGGCAAUUUUGUCAUCUAUGAUUCCGAUCGAGGAAUAAUAUGGCAGAGUUUUGAUCACCCGACUGAUACCCUUUUACCCAGUCAACGUCUCUUAGCAGGUCAUGAGCUAUUUUCGAGUAUUUCAGACACGGAUCACUCAACGGGUAUCUUCCGUCUGAAGAUGCAAAAUGAUGGAAACCUUGUUCAGUACCCGGUGGAUACUCCCGACACAGCUCCAUAUGCUUACUUUGCAACUAGUGCAGGUGGCUUUGGAGAUAACGGGACGCUAAACUUUGAUGCUGAUGGCCAUCUCUACUUGCUAAACGCUACUAGUUUCAACAUCAGGAAUCUGACGGAUGGAGGAUAUCCUACAAAAGAAACUAUUUAUCUCAUGAGAAUUGACGUUGAUGGGAUAUUCCGGCUGUACUCCCAUAAUCUGACACAGAACGGAAACUGGUCAAUUGUAUGGUCAUCUUCAUCUGAUGUGUGCGAUCCAAAAGGUCUUUGCGGAUUAAAUAGUUUUUGUGUUUCAUAUGAUCAAGAGGCUGAAUGUUUAUGUUUUCCGGGAUUUGAAAUGGUAAACGAAGGCAACCGAACUGCAGGCUGUGGGAGGAGCUUCUCUGCAGAAGGUUGCAACAACAAAAAUGAAGAUAUUAAAUACAGCUUUGAAGAAGUGGCUAACAUCACAUGGGAAGAUGUUUCAUAUUCUGUUCUGUCAGUACCAUCCAAAGAAUCUUGCGAACAAGCUUGUUUGGAGGAUUGUAACUGUGAAGCUGCGCUAUUCAAAGACAGGACGUGCAGCAAACAAAGGCUUCCAUUGAGAUAUGGGAGAAGGACACAGACUGAUUCAAACAUAGCUUUCAUCAAGGUAAGUAUUUCUACACCCACUACUCUUCAAAACCUCUCUGAUGGGGAUUGGGGAUUGGGGGGCUGCUGGACGAUAGAAAUGGGAAGGGGUUGGUUCGGUUGA